Messenger RNA from Glycine soja, 1723 nucleotides. RefSeq lists its product as uncharacterized. The record is from RefSeq and is a predicted model, not a curated record. The coding region runs from base 259 to 1473 and encodes 404 amino acids. The transcript is spliced from 3 exons. Lineage: Eukaryota; Viridiplantae; Streptophyta; Magnoliopsida; Fabales; Fabaceae.
UUUUUUUAGAAAGAGGUCAUCUUGUUGGUCCAUUCGUGCGGUAACGGAAGGAGACAAUAAGCGUCUCCGUCGCUUAAAUUGCCGAGAACUUCAUUACCCAUUAUCUGUUACAGUUCUACGCUCUCGCUCCAAACCCCACUUCAGAUUUGGUUUACUGGAAGGAAAGUGCUUGAAGGACCCAAUCUACACGAGAGAUGCAAUGGCAAUAAACACACACAUGUUAGCUUCAAUGUUUUAUUAUUGCUGCCACUGUGAUUAAUGAUGAUUACUAGUUUCCCUCAAACAAUAAUGGAGGCAGCAAAGGUUCUUUCACACUGCAAAACUGCCCCUUUUGGUUUCUCUAUCGUGAGCAACAAAGUAUCUCUGAGACCUUUCGACAAACAUUUUCAUGCUGAUGCACUUGCUAACAGACCCAAGAGCAUUAGUAUUCAAUUGAAUUGUUCCUAUGGAAACCCUUUUUCCUCUGUGCUGAAACCUGCAAGAAAAAGGGCUAAUUUUUUACCUUCUCCCAGAUGCUCAAUUUCCAGUAGUGCCAGCACUGAAUCUCAAAAUCCAGUCCUAGAGUUCUUUAGAAAUGUGCCAUUUGAUUCAAUAAAAGCUACACUUCUGCAGUUGACUCCAAUUGAUGUUGUGAAGUGGUCUGGGAUAUUAUGCAUCAUAGCUGCAGCCACAAAAUGGACUAUGAAUAUGCUUUUCAGUCCCUUCUUUUGGAUGUAUUUUAGCUGGACUUGGUUGUUCUGGCCUUGGAUGGUGGCCAUAGGGCUUGCAGUCUAUGGGUUAUAUUGCUUUCGGAAACAUCUGCACAGUGAGGCAAACAUAUUUGAGCAAUUGGCUAUUGUUACAUCAGUUUUUACGUGGCUCACUCUUGUUCCACCUGGUCAUUUCAAUGGCUACCUUGAAGGCUGGCCUUAUGUUUUCUUUUUUGUGUAUCAUUAUUUCUUUUUCUUCAAUGUUAGUGUUAGAAAGCGGUUAUAUGGAGAUUAUUUUGCUCAGCCCCAUGACCCAAAGUGGGACGUGAACUUGCCAAUGUGGUCUCGCCUAUUGUUCAGCACAGGAGUCAUGGUUGGCCAUUGGCUUGCAGCAUUUGAAGGGCCUGAGCUUCACCUCAUACCGGGUGGGUGGAGCAAUCUUGGAAUCUGGGCUUUAAUCAUUACAACUCUGCUAAUGCAGUAUAAUGCUACAUUGUAUCUCGCUAAGUAUUCAGAAAAUGUGGUGGAGCCAACUUCUGUAGUGCAAUUUGGACCUUAUCGUUGGGUCCGUCAUCCAAUAUAUUCAUCAACAAUGCUUUUGUUUGUAACAUACUGCAUUGCGCUUCGAGCACCUCUGAGUCUGCUAUUUAUUGUGGCAGUAUGCUUGUUGUAUUAUAAGCAGAAGGCAGAGAAGGAAGAGGAUUUGAUGGUUGAGACUUUUGGCCAGAGUUACACAGAAUAUGCAAGCAAAGUUAAGUACAAGCUUAUUCCUUUUAUCUAUUAGUUGAUCUCCAGAAGUUUAGUCGGUCAUCAAAAUCUGAUUGUACUGUCAGGUUUAGGCAAAAGAUAGUGUUAAUUCUCAAAAUCCAAGUGUAUCUCUUUGUUUACUCUUUACUCUGUUAUCUUUAGUGUAGCCUUAAAUUAUGGUAUCAUGUGCACUUGUGGUGAUUAGAUUUUUGAAGAUUUUGGUUUUCAAUGAUGUUUUGUUUCAUAGAACAUGCAAAAUUUGACUAUAUAAAUCUUGUCUAUAUUAA